This is a messenger RNA of Gavialis gangeticus (Gharial), 2454 nucleotides long. RefSeq names its product histamine receptor H2 (gene HRH2). Gene Ontology annotation, molecular function: histamine receptor activity; G protein-coupled serotonin receptor activity; neurotransmitter receptor activity. The coding region runs from base 51 to 1184 and encodes 377 amino acids. Gene Ontology annotation, cellular component: dendrite; membrane. The record is from RefSeq and is a predicted model, not a curated record. NCBI's taxonomy places the organism in Eukaryota, Metazoa, Chordata, Crocodylia, Gavialidae. Gene Ontology annotation, biological process: positive regulation of vasoconstriction; gastric acid secretion; chemical synaptic transmission. The transcript has 3 exons.
UGCUGUCUCCGGUCUGGGCAGGGCGCUGAGCUCGGGCGGCGCCGGGUCCCAUGUCAGCUCGGCUGGGGGAGAGCCAUGCCCCGCACCCCCUCGCCAUGGGCUCCUGCCUGAACCAGACAAGCGCUACGGAGAGCAUCACGGGGGCGGCGCUGGUGGGGGUCGUGCUGGUGGCACUCAUCGUGGUGACCAUCUGCGGGAAUGUCAUCGUCUGCCUGGCGGUCACCCUGGACCGCCGGCUGCGCAGCCUCACCAACUGCCUCAUCGUGUCCCUGGCCACCACCGACCUGCUGCUGGGGCUGCUGGUGCUGCCCUUCUCGGCCAUCUACGAGCUCACCAAGGUCUGGCCCUUCGGCACGGUCCUCUGCAACAUCUACACCAGCCUGGACGUCAUGCUGUGCACGGCCUCCAUCCUCAACCUGCUCAUGAUCAGCCUGGACCGCUAUUACGCCGUGACCAAGCCGCUGCGCUACACCCAGCUGAUCACCUCGCGCCGCGUGGCGCUGGCCCUGGUCGUCAUCUGGGCCGUGGCGCUGAUGGUCUCCUUCCUGCCCAUCCACCUGGGCUGGAACAGCAGCCGGCUGAGCACCAACAGCAGCACGGUGUGCCAGCUGCAGGUCAACGCCUUGUACGGCCUGGUGGACUCGCUGCUCACCUUCUACUUCCCACUGACCGUCAUGUGCAUCACCUACUACCGCAUCUUCAAGAUCGCCCGGGAGCAAGCCAAGCGCAUCAACCACGCCAGCGGCUGCACAGCCCCCGGCCCCUCCCUGGUGAAGGAGCAUAAGGCCACGGUGACGCUGGCGGUUGUGCUGGGGGCGUUCAUCGUCUGCUGGUUCCCCUACUUCACCGUGUUCACCUACCGCGGGAUGAUGGACGACGGCGUGGUGGACUGUGUGUCCAAGUCCAUCGUCCUGUGGCUGGGCUACGCCAACUCGGCCCUGAACCCCAUCCUGUACGCGGCCCUCAACCGGGACUUCCGCUCGGCCUACCAGUGCCUGCUGCGCUGCCGGAGGCAGAGGGGCCUCUCCCGCUGCCCGCCCCUGACCUCCGCCUACGUGCCGCGCCGCAGGGGCCGGCGAGCCCUGAGCGUGCAGCAGGAGAAGCCCCUGAGGCUGCAGGUGCGGAACGGCAGGGAGAGCGCGCUCGCUCGAGGAGCCAAGGACAGCUCUGGAGCCUUCCCCUGAGUCUCAGCUGGCCCCCUGCCAUAGGCUUGCAGCCUCCAGUUCCCAAGUCCAGCAAGGGGAAAAGGACAACGUGAGAUUUUUCCGCUGAGAGAAACACAGAGGCACCGGCGGGAGCCACUGGGAGCCUCCUCUCGCCCGGGAGGGAGAGCCCGCGGCCUGGCCCCACGGGACACCCAGAUCCUGGUGCCCACGGAGCUGCCCUGGGUCUUUGAACAGCCGUUUACUCGCGCCUGAGCGGGGCUGGGGCCGCACACGGUGGAGAACGGCCGCCGGCACGGCUCAGUCCUGGGGCCGCGGCCGGCGUGGAGAGGGGGACCGGAGACCGGCUCUCUCGCAGCCUGUGCCCAGCCCCGCAGCCGCCUGGGGCCUGCGUGUGCACAGGGAUGCGUGUGCAUUUCGUGUACCGGGUGCACACAAGUGCACGUGGGAGUCCAUCUGUGUGUACACACACGCACACUGCCCCCCCUCCGUGGGUAAGCCUGGGCACUGAAGGCAGAUGGGAUCUGUCUGUCUGCUGCUUCCUGACCCCACCUUGAAGGCCUGGGCACCUGGCUGGGACCAGGGAGCGGGAACGCCCGGCUCCGGGGCAGGGCCGCAUCGCUGGCUCCCAGCCCUGGGGAAGGGACGGGCUGCAGCCGUGGGCUCCCCCAAGCGCCAGGGACCAAGGGCUGGGGGUCCCAGGGGAGUCUCCACCCGGGUGCUUCGUGUACCACUGGGAGCUGCUUUCCCUGCAGGCUCCCGGUGCUGGAGGGGGCGGGGGGAGCCGGCUGUGCUGCCCGGUGGCAGUGUGGGACCCGCUGCCCCUGUGCCACAUGCUCACCCAGGUCCCCCUGGCUCCCUGCCUGGCGGUCAGACACGACCCACUCUGGCUAGGGAGCCCGGGACAGCUGUGUUCGCAGGAAGCUUCCCACAGGAACAGCCAGGCCACCCUGGGCGCGGCGGGGGGGUCCCAGCAGACAGCAUGCCCAUUCUCGUUCCACCACCAUCGCUGACCCACCCACCCCGUCCCUGGCCAGGCCCUGCCCUGCUCAGGCCUCCCAACCUCCUUACGCACAAGAGCCCUCUGCUACACCCGGGCGCCCAGGCCAGGCCUCAUGGGGGAGAGCGCUGGGUGGGGGCUCCCUUUGGCCCCCUGCUAGACAGAGCCGUCUGGCUGCUCGGGAGAGCGUCCAGGGCCAUGACUGACAGCUGCCGGUUUGCACCGCUGGUCGGGAUACCCGUCACACCUGAGCCAACGUUGCUGAUAAAUAAAUGUUUGGAAAGAAAACAG